GCGUCGAGGGGCGGGCCUGAAGGACCCCUCCGCCCAUAAGAAGAGCAGCCAUGCGGCUUUGUGUAGAGAAUGAUUCAGGAGAGCCAGCAGAGUGGUUGGCUGAGAGACCCGAUGGCUGUAGAGAGCGCCCGCGAUUAUACCGUGGUUUUGUUCCGGUCUUUGGCAUCUCUGGGAUCCUCUGUAGCGUCAGUAACGAGACAGGCCCUGUUUGCUCCCCUUCCGCCUGUAGCCCGACCCUUCCAUGUCUGUACCCAUGACAGAAGCAAUCGCAGAGGAGUUGUAGCAAGCACUCUGCAGGAGCUUAUUAGCAAGACUUUAGAUGCCUUGAUGAUUACUGCUGGGCUGAUAACACUGGUUUUGGAGGAAGAUGGCACUGUGGUGGAUACAGAAGACUUCUUCCAGUCCCUGGAAGAAAACACUUGUCUUAUGGUACUAAAGAGAGGACAGAAAUGGAAGCCAGGGCCAAACUAUGGCAUCAUAACUGUGCAGCAGCCAAAGAAAAUGGGGGUAGCAAAUAUCACCUUGGAUUUGUACAAGCUGAAUCCCAAGGACUUUAUUGGAUGUCUAAAUAUCAAAGCUACCUUCUAUGAAAUCUAUUCCGUGUCCUAUGACAUAAAAUGCAUGCAAGCGAAGACUGUGCUGCGGAAGAUACUUAGAUUUUUGUCGCACGUUGCACAAAUAACUGGACAACUUCUCCUCUACACGGGAACAUGUGUGCUACAAUUAAUGGGGGACUAUGAAGAAGAUGAACUGCUUGCAGAUGAAAAGCACUAUGCAAAGUGAGCACAAGAGCCUCUCGGUACUGGUUAUCCAGUGGAAACACUUUAAGCAUUCUUCUUGAAAUUUUUAAAAAGUAUUUAUAGCUUAAUGUGUUAAAUGAGCUCUCCAUUGAUCAGAUGUAGCUAAGCUAUUUCCUCGUGUUCAAUUUUAUUAGUAAGAUAGUGAUGUGAUAAAUGUAAAUAUGAUCAGAGUCUUAAUGCAGUGAUAGGAAAGAUUAUCUAACAUCUGUUCUAAGUAGGGAACUCCUGAGCCAUAAACUUUCAAACCUAUUCAUGACAAGCAGGAACUUGUUGAUUUGUAUCUCAGCUGCGAUGGCUCAAUAGAGCAGCAUGUGAAGAACAGCUGUGUAGCAGAUUCUGAAUGGACUCGGACUUAACACUAAGUUCAACUACCACUUUAAAAGUUGCUUCUCUUCUGCUAAUCUGUAAAUAAUUUUCAAUAUUAAAAACUGGUGGUUGGUGGUGUGUUUGUA
Hemicordylus capensis (graceful crag lizard) is the source of this 1252-nucleotide messenger RNA. It is a transcript of the gene CIDEA, whose product is annotated as cell death inducing DFFA like effector a. NCBI's taxonomy places the organism in Eukaryota, Metazoa, Chordata, Lepidosauria, Squamata, Cordylidae. Bases 70 to 783 code for a protein of 237 amino acids. Gene Ontology annotation, biological process: regulation of apoptotic process; apoptotic process. The transcript has 5 exons. The record is from RefSeq and is a predicted model, not a curated record.